CCUUAAACUGGUGGGUUUUCAAAUAGUCAGGUCUUGGAAACGUAUGCUUCCAAGACCUGUGUGGAUAAGCCAGACCGCUUAGGAAGCCUGAAGGUAGUGUACACUAAUAUACGUAGUAUCGGGAACAAAUUUCACGAGCUAGGUGUAUUAGUAGAAGACCUUAGCCCAGGUAUUGUGGCCAUUACUGAAACAUGGCUGGUUUCGGGAUUAGAUGACACACCUGAGCUAUGCGGAUUUAGUUGCUUGCGCAGCGACAGAGUUAAGGGUCGUAGAGGUGGCGGGGUUGCUCUGUACGUCAACAACUCCCUACAUGUUCGUUCCGUGAAAUCUGAAGCUCAUGACAGUGGGACAGGUGAGGUAAUUAGCUGUGAAGUAAGCUUUGCAACCGGCACUCUACUCAUUGGAGUUCUGUAUAGAAGUCCCUAUUGUCAGUGUGAUGACUUCAUUUUAGAUCACCUCAAACAAUGGAGUAAACACAGUAGCUGUCUUAUUCUAGGUGAUUUUAAUGCACCUCAUAUAGACUGGGUAGCUGUCACAUCUCCAGGAUCCGCUGAUAAGUUUGACAGCCGGUUACUCUUGACAACCAUGGAAAAUGCCCUGACACAACAUGUCUUAGGUAGUAAAAGAUUCGGUUCUACCCAAGGAUCUUCCUUGCUGGACUUAGUGCUUACUCAUGACAACGACGACGUGGAUGGUCUAGUUAUUCAUCCACCUCUAGCAAACAGUGAUCAUGGGGUGUUAGAUUUUAACUUAAGGGCUGGCAAUUUAGUCAGUUUUCAACCCAAAUCCCGGCCUAGUGUUUGGCAUGCUGACAUAGUGGCUAUAAAGGAGCGUGCUUCAACUGCCGACUGGUCAGUCAACAUUGUCUCAUCCAUUGAAAAUGAAUGGGAUAGAUUUAAGAAUAUACUUGAGAGGGUUACCACUGAUCUCAUCCCCUGGAGGGUUCCUAAAAGGCCAACAAAUCGGCCACCAUGGAUAAAUAGACAAGCUAUAACACUCCUGAGACGGAGAAAAAGGUUCUAGAAUCUCUUUGUUUCUACUGGGCUACAGCAGUUCCGGCUGAAAUACUGUGAAACCAGAAACCAGUGUAAAACUUUGAUCCACCAGUCAAGGAUAGCUUACGAAACCCAGUUAGUUAAAAGUUCACCAGGCUGCCCAAAAAGACUCUUCUCAUAUAUCAAGAGAAGAACACGUAAGAGUGAUGCUAUCCCACCCCUUAUGCUUGAAGUUGACCAGACAAACAUGGCUGAGGAUAACUUGACUAAGGCUGAGGCUUUGUCCAAGCACUUUAGUCAAGUAUUCUCUGAUAAUAUUGAUACCAGCUUUGUAAAUUUUCCAAAAGGUAACUUGAAAAUGGCACCCUUAUACAUUGGAAAGGAUACUGUCCUAAAGUGGCUUCUAAGGCUCAAUCCUGGUAAGUCCAGUGGCCCUGAUGAACUCCACCCACGUAUAUUAACAGCGUUGUCUGAAAGCAUAGCCGAGCCAUUGUCGGUAAUCUUCAAUAUGUCUCUGGACCAGUCUAAAUGUCCAAGAGACUGGAAAGAUGCCAUCAUUAGUCCGGUCUUCAAAACCGGAUCUAGAAACUUAGUUCAGAACUAUCGUCCUGUUAGUUUGACCAGUAUUGUUGUUAAACUACUAGAAAGAAUAAUUCGUGAUGCUAUCAUUCAGUUCAUUGAAGGGAACAAACUUUUCGCUGUGGAACAGCACGGUUUUAGAGCAGGUCAUUCUUGCUUGACCAACCUUCUUUUGG
Messenger RNA from Trichobilharzia regenti, 1750 nucleotides. The record is from the annotation of a GenBank genome assembly. Lineage: Eukaryota; Metazoa; Platyhelminthes; Trematoda; Strigeidida; Schistosomatidae.